GUCUACAGAAACAAACAUGGCGCCGCGAAAGUGAGGAAAACUCUGAUGUGAGUCUUUCCACACUGAAUAUUGUUUAGUUUAUCGUCAUUUAAACUAGGCGUGGAACAACACCGCUCACAAUCAAGCAAUUCGUUUUAACUAUAAAGCUAGUUAGUUUGGGCUCGUACCGUCACGUCACACCGACCACCCGGACAGAUGAGAGGAAGAAGAGGACACUCUUCAUCAUCGGCUUCUCAGGAGCGCACCAGGAUGGCUCUGAGGAAGCAGCUCCUCAAGGAUGCCAGCGACGUUCCCUCAGGAAGCCAGCAGGACGACGAAGACACACAGGAGGACGAAGCCUUGGACGACCAAGACUACAACGAUGAGCUCCCAUCGGCGCCUGUGCCGUCAGCAUCAAGAGAAAAACGUAAAACAGAGAAGGAUGACGAAUCCAAACCCAAAGACAUGACCGAGGAGGAGAUGAUGGACUUGGCCCUGCGUCUGAGUGAACAGGAAGCCGCCGUUGCCGCCGCGCUCAGACUCCGGCGGGAGGAGGAGGACAUGAGGAAAGCCAUCCAAGAGAGCAUGGACAACCAGACCCACAGUCUGCUCACCGAUGCUGAAAGUUCACUCAGGACCUUCUCUCGAAGGAAACUCUUGUAUGCAAAUGGGAGGAUCAAUCAGAGAGCAGCAGAGGACGAUUGCACACCAGAGACGGACCGAGUAGCAAAAGAAGCCGGAGAUGCAUUUAUUAACCGGCUGAAAAAGAGGAAAUGGAAAGAGGGAAGCCCUCUGCUGGAGAUGCCUGACUUGUCACAGGCUGACAAAGUCUUCUCUCAGGAUUCACCCUGCAGCUCCGAUUGUCUCUCAGCGCCUCUCGACUCUCCACAGAGCUCUGACUCGACCCAGAUCGACACCUGUCAGCCUCCUAAAUCCACCGUCUUCCCCUCCACCGAGUGCAGAGCCACGGUUCACGUCGCCCGGCUGAGCAACAGCGUCUUGGAGACCUGGAGGACCUCAGGGUUUGUGUCCUGCUCUCAGGACAGUCGGAGCUCGACUCAAAAGUGUCAGCCGGCUCGAGCCAAGAGUCCCACGUUUCCCAAAAGCCCCAAACGCUCCAAAGACCUCGCUUUGUCCGAGACCUCUGUCUUCUCAGAGGCUGAUCAGGGAGACGAUGGAGAGACCGAUCUGAGUCCCGAGUAUGUUAAAAGUCCGGUAUUUGGCAGGAAUAAACUUAAGACGUCUCAAAGUGCCUGCAAACCCGGGGACCGUGACUGUACCUCGGGCUCCAUGUUCUGUUCUCAGGAGGGUUUAACCUCCUCUGUGAAGUCCACGUCCUGUUGUCCUGUGAGUCCAGUGUUCCCUAAAAGCCCCGGCCUACGCGACGGCCUUACUGAGGAAUCAGCAACCUGCACAGAGCCCACAGAGAGCGUGGUAGGACAGGCGGAGCAGAGCCAAGGACGCUGUGCGAGCCCGGUGUUCGGCGUGGCGGGCCCCCCCGCCACGGAGCGACGGCGCUCGGGCAGUGACGGUGAGCUGACCGCUACUCGGGCUCCGUCCCGCUGUGACAGGCAGGACAGCGAGACGGAUCAGUCAUCUAAGUCAGACGGCUCCACCGAGAAGGUGCUGACCGGCCAUGUAAAGCUCCUCUGGUCCGAGGACGACGACGACGACGACGACGUCACGCCGGGGGGCUCACCCAGCCCAGUGUUCCCAGAUGAGAGACCCGCUCACCAGGCACACGGGGAGGAUGCAUCCCAGAACCACGUGACUGCCUCUCCAGGGAAGAACUGCAGCAGACAGCAGCCCUCCACAGAGCGAGGACCACCGCCAACCGGCAGCCAGGAAGCGGUCAGCGGGGCGUCCGCCCCGUCUGGCGAGCUGGCAGUGGGGCCGACGGUGUACUACCACUGGGGGGUUCCUUUCUGUCCGAGAGGGGUGGACCCAGACGAAUACACACAGGUGAUCCUGAGUCACAUGGAGGUGUACGAGAAGAGCCUGAAGCAGGCGCAGAGGUGUCUGCUCAGGAAGGCUGAGUGGGGGGAGGCCGUCCUGCCUCAGCCGGAGAAAUCCCCUUCAUCGGAGUCGCCUGCAGAAUCCCCUCAGCAGCUCGUUCCUCGACGGCACGGCCUCAAACUGAGAAGCAGAACUGUGUGCGCGUCCGCUAAUGCACUUCCUGACGACGCAGAGGAGGAUGAGGAAGACGAGAAGGAUGAAGAGGGGGAAAGAGAGCGCAAAGAAGCAGCAGAAGAAGAGGAGGAGGAGGAGGAAGAUGGACCAGUGGAUGCUGAUGACUGUGAGGUUUGUCCAGAAACCCAACUGAGUGACAACGAUGACGACCGAACGCAAGACCUGAUGAUCCCAGCUGACCCGCGAUCAGAGUUUGACGGUCAAAAGAGUCCAGAGCCGCCGGAGUCGGAGAUGAUUCUACGAGUGGAUUCUCCAGCUGAAGAUGAGCUGCGGGUGGAGGAGGAAGAGAUGGAGGUGGACGCCGCGGCGGACAGAGAGACGGGGGGGGACGUCUCGGGGAGCUGCGGGGAUGUCGGGAAGGAGCGGACAGAGGAGGCCGGACGGGAUCCAGACGUGGAGGAGACAAAGGGCCGAAGGCUCCAGAGGUCGACGUCUCCCGAACUGGAAGCGGCAGCCGGCCUCCAUCAGAAGCCUGAGAGCAAAGUGGAUUGUCCCAUCUGUCAGGGGUCUUUCCCGCUGACGGAGAUCGAGAGGCACGCCGCGUACUGCGAUGGAGAGGUGACCAUCGUGGAACACCGGAGUCCCAAGAAAGUCUGCUUGCAAGUGUCUUUGAAGCCUCGUAGGAAGAGAGCGAGGAGAUCAGAGGCAACCGAGGACACUUACGAACUCUCCACCACUGGCAAGAAUCAAGAGAAAUGUUACAUCUGUCAGAAAUCUGUUCCGCUGAAAGAAUACAGCCGACACACAACGCUCUGCCUCCAACGCCAGGCGCCGAAGACGGCAGCGAAGGGAAAUCUGCUGUUGGCUCUGGAGCAAACAGAGAGCAGAGAUUCAGGAGCCGGGCCGUCUGGAUCCAGACUCCUGCCGGGAGAAGUCAUUGAUCUGCGGGAUGAUGAUGAUGAUGAUGAAGACGAAGACAAAGAGGAGCAGGGCAGCGUUCCAGCGCUCAGGAUCAGUAACUCUCCCAUCAGGUCCUUCACUCCGAUCUCAGAAGCCACCGACUGCCUUAUUGACUUCAAGAAAAAGCCGCGACCCAAGACGCUGAGUCAAAGACGAAGAUGAGGGCGUCCCGCUGCCGACGGACGCUACCGGAAGCCAGAGCCUUAACCCGAGGCGCCAUCAGGUGGAUGUGACGUAAAGAUAAAAUAGACUUGUUCUAAACUGAGCACCUUCCUGAUGUCCCAUAUUUAUGCAGGUAAACGACAACAAACAGAGCACUUGAAUAGUUUCAAAGGAGGUUCCGGCUCUUUUUCUACCACUAGCUUCAACGCUUGUGUACGUUGAAGGCGUUCCACACUACCUCUUAAUGUAAUGAGACCUUUUUUUUAUGUUUAUUUAGCUCUGUGUCUUCCACACCUUCUGCUUGGAAUCAAAUUCACACCGGCAGCGUUUUACAGGCCUUCAAACAGGAAAUGUCACAUGCAAACUGUACACAUGAUGUUCGCAUGUAAGCUUGUGUUUAACUAAUGCAGAUAUUACGAGCUAAUCUCUACCAGACCUCUGAAUGCCGUCCCAUUGAUCGGUGGACAAACAACCGUCCAAUCAGAGCCGGGUACGGUGAUGUUGUCUUCCUCUGCCAGAGCCAGAAGAAUGGACACGAAGAGCCGAAACAAUUGUGCAUUUAGGGGCCGCAAAUAGUGAUUACUUUCACUAUCGUUUCAUCCGCAGGUUCUUUGCUCGAUUAAUGCACUUUUGGUUGUUUUUAAAAAUAGUAGAAAAUAGAAAAAGUUCAAAUGUCCUAGACCUAAAUAACAUCUUCAAAUCCAACCACUGAUAAUGACAAACAAACAGAAAAUUCUCUCAUUUGAGAAAGUAACUCGUAAAGUGUCUUUUUGGGGGCAGGGUUAAAAAUCCCAUAUAAAUUGAUUUUUCAGGAUCGGGUUGUCAAGCUGUGCAGGUUCACUCAAGUCAAUUUAACUUAACCUGUUAACUGAAGCCAUGUUUGACCCGCUGAGAGUGUCCCAAAAGGGCCACCGUAGAGAUUAUAGCAGCCGUUUAUGUAGGGCCUUCUUUUCCGUGCGCCACAGGAGCAACGCUAAAGUCACCUCUCCACAUUCCAUCCCUUCCAUUUCAGAGCAAAUUAUGUUCAAUCGAAGCGCUUCAAUUUAAUUCCAUCAGUUUGUCAACCUACAACAUUUGUUACCCCGAUGAAAUGGGAUUUGAACCCGCGUCCCCUGUUGUCAAUGUGACCGAGUGUGGGAAGGAGGUGCAAUUGAGUUUAAAUCAGGAAACGGCCAGGUGGAGGAAAUGACCUCAACGUUUGUCCAUCAACUUCAUCUUGCAGAAAGCAGCUCCAACACGCCGUGGCUUCGCUUCUCAACGACCUUUUCUCUCAGAGUAGUUUAUUUUAAUGCGUGGGCGGACCAUAUGUGUCAGUCCAAAAAUAAGUUAAUGCUCUUUGUUCCUUUUUCGUCUGACUGUAUCAACCUUGAAUAUGUAUUGGCGCUCUGGAGUUGAAGUUGUUUGACUCGAUGUCUCUAAACAGAAGUAAACUGGCUGUAACACACUGA
This is a messenger RNA of Gasterosteus aculeatus aculeatus (three-spined stickleback), 4679 nucleotides long. It is a transcript of the gene uimc1, whose product is annotated as ubiquitin interaction motif containing 1. The record is from RefSeq and is a predicted model, not a curated record. Gene Ontology annotation, biological process: positive regulation of DNA repair; double-strand break repair. Gene Ontology annotation, cellular component: BRCA1-A complex. NCBI's taxonomy places the organism in Eukaryota, Metazoa, Chordata, Actinopteri, Perciformes, Gasterosteidae. Gene Ontology annotation, molecular function: histone binding; K63-linked polyubiquitin modification-dependent protein binding; DNA binding.